Cyphellophora europaea CBS 101466 is the source of this 1392-nucleotide messenger RNA. RefSeq lists its product as uncharacterized. NCBI's taxonomy places the organism in Eukaryota, Fungi, Ascomycota, Eurotiomycetes, Chaetothyriales, Cyphellophoraceae. The record is from RefSeq and is a predicted model, not a curated record. The transcript is spliced from 4 exons. Gene Ontology annotation, molecular function: oxidoreductase activity, acting on NAD(P)H, oxygen as acceptor. Gene Ontology annotation, cellular component: intracellular anatomical structure. Bases 1 to 1392 code for a protein of 463 amino acids.
AUGUAUCGACACAGCCUUCUCCAAGCUUCAAGACAGGUGCUUGCCAAACCCUCCACAGCGCCUGCUGCUGCUUCCAAUGUUGGGCGGAUCGCGGCAGAGGUGCCAACUACACCGUCGACGCGAAUCUCUAGAGCCUGGGUUUCGUCCUCGAUCAAGCGGCCGAACAAAGACGACCCUUACCACAAGGCAUCAACAGCUGCUACAGGGACGAGCGCUGGUGCACACGAGGGAUCAAGCAGGUACGCUACCCAAUCUAGUGCACCGUUAGUUACCACUCAAAGUUGCUCGAACGAAGAUAGCCCCAGGAAUAGUAGCUGGGACUACGUCUUUAGAACCGAUAACCAGAUUAGCUUCGAAUACCCUGAAGAUGAACAAUUCCCGCGUGAACCUCCCGUGCAGGGCCGCGGUGGAGUCCACUUGAAACGAACACUCGCCAGCUUCUCGCUUGAAGGCCGGACUGCGAUCGUCACUGGAGGCGCUAGAGGCCUCGGUCUUGUCAUGGGUCAAGCAUUGAUCAGUAGCGGCGCUGACUUGGCAAUUGUCGACAUGAACAAGGAGGAAGCUGAGCAUCAGACCAAGGCUAUGCUCGAUCAAUUCAAGAAAGACAACCCCAACUCCGAGGACUACGAUCGGAGCAAGUUUCCAGGUGGCAAGAAGGGAGGCAUCUUCCGCUCUCCCAAGAUCACUGCCCAUUACUGCGACGUAGCUGAUCCGGAGUCGGUCAACAGCUGCUUGGCUGAGAUUAUUAACACUCACGGCAAGGUCGAUCACCUAGUCACCUCAGCUGGCUUCACCGAGAAUUUCGCUGCUGAGCAGUACCCCUACGACCGAAUGAAGAAGCUGUGGGGCGUCAACGUCGACGGCACCUACCUUUUCUCGACUGGCGUUGCUAACCACCUUAUGGCUCGCAAGGCUCCCGGCAGCAUCUGCAUGAUCGGUAGCAUGUCCGGCUCCAUUGUCAACGUUCCACAGCCGCAGGCACCCUACAACGCCGCCAAGGCCGCCAUCCGCCACCUCGCAGCCAGCUUGGCUGUCGAGUGGGCGCAUGCCCAUAUCCGCGUCAACUGUAUCUCGCCAGGUUACAUGCUCACCGCCUUGACCAGAAAGAUCUUGGACGACAACCCAGAGCUAAACAAGACCUGGACCAGUCUGAUUCCCGUCGGAAAAAUGGGCAGACCUGAGGACUUGAUGGGCGCCGUCACCUACCUGCUCAGCGACGCUUCUGGCUACGUCACAGGCGCUGACCUGAGAGUCGAUGGAGGUAUGUCACACUCAAUCUUCCAUUUCACUCUACACCUCCCAUGUCAUUCUUUCACCUUCAAAUGCCUCCACAUUGCGCCACUCGAUGAAACUUCACCCGCUGACCUCACUCCAGGUUACACUUGCACAUAA